Acanthochromis polyacanthus (spiny chromis) is the source of this 1247-nucleotide messenger RNA. RefSeq names its product FEV transcription factor, ETS family member (gene fev). NCBI's taxonomy places the organism in Eukaryota, Metazoa, Chordata, Actinopteri, Pomacentridae. Gene Ontology annotation, biological process: regulation of transcription by RNA polymerase II; cell differentiation. Gene Ontology annotation, molecular function: DNA-binding transcription factor activity, RNA polymerase II-specific; sequence-specific DNA binding. Gene Ontology annotation, cellular component: nucleus. The record is from RefSeq and is a predicted model, not a curated record. Bases 118 to 780 code for a protein of 220 amino acids. The transcript has 3 exons.
UUCAAUCUGUCCACCCGCAUUUAUUCCAGAUCACAGUUAUGAGAUAAAGUUUAAUAAAAAUCUUUUCCUCCGCCACCAACGAAAUGAAAUCCAACCCUUUCUGAACAAGUGAACACAAUGAGACAGGACUGCGGAGGAAACCUCAUGUUCAACAUGUAUCUCUCAGAUCCAACAGAAAACCUGUUGAAAGAAAGCAAAGGAACAUCCUGGGGUCCAAUAAAUACAGGAGUACAAAAAGGCAGCGGGCAGAUCCAGCUGUGGCAGUUCCUGCUGGAGCUGCUCUCUGACAGCACCAACAUGUCCUGCAUCGCCUGGGAGGGAACCAACGGAGAGUUCAAGCUCAUCGACCCGGACGAGGUGGCCCGGCGCUGGGGGGAGCGCAAAAGCAAACCCAACAUGAACUACGACAAGCUGAGCCGUGCGCUGCGCUACUACUACGACAAGAACAUCAUGACCAAAGUCCACGGCAAGAGGUAUGCCUACAAGUUCGAUUUCCACGGCUUGGCGCAGGUGUGCCAGCCGUCCACCACGGAGCAGGCCAUCUACAAGUUCCAAGGCAACUUCUCCCCGAUCCCCUUCACCGGGAUCUCCAAACUGAACCUCGUGGCUCCCGGAGUGGGCCCCUCGGGUUUCUCCUACUGGCCCGGUUCCCCUCCGGCGGCUCUCUAUCACAGCCACAACCUGCAGCCUCCGGGGCCCUUUGGCACCGUGUCUCCGUCCCACAUCAGCUGCGUCAACAACAUCAACAGCCUGAGCAACAUCAACAACCACUACAACUGACUCUUAGAGCGCAUUUUAGACUAAGUGGAAAAAUCGAGACACCACAGUAAAGAAAGAGGAUAGAUGACGAGAAGGACAAAAAAGGUCAGCAGGCAAAAAUAUGAUUUAGUCUAAAAUUGGCUUGAGUUGGCUAGAAGUGAUCCAAACCACGUUUUGAAACUUGCAUGACCUGCAAACUGGAGCUACGGUUUUAUGGAAGCAAGACGUAGAAAAUUUGUACUUAAAAAUAUAUUUGUUGUUUUUUGUUGUUGUUUUAAGCUUUUCAGGAGCAAAUUAUUAAAUCCAUCCAGAGGGCCAGUCAAAUUACGCACUGUACGUAACAGAAUACGCGCAUUGUUUCAGCAGUUAAAUGAAUUACAUUUAAUCCAUAAACACCCCAAAUAGUCAUAUAAUUUGAUCACAAACUGUCAAUUUUAAUUGGAGAUAAAUAUUUACAUAAGGAGAGGUUUUUUUUUUUUGGGGGGGGG